UUCUUUCUCCUCAACCCAUCGUCACAGCCCAUCCACCCAUUGCUUCGCCUCCGCGUUACGGUUACGCCCUUUUCAGGAAUAGUUCCUUUCUCCCUCUUUCGUAGCAUCGUCCCUUUCCAAUUCGUUCCUUAGAUUGAAGUGUUUUUGGAACAUAAAUAUAUGGGAUACCGUUUGGCAUGAUAUGAGGAGAAAGUUCAACGAACAACAAACUCCCGUUUAGGAAUCGAUUUGCAGAGCACCGGCGGUGAGAACAUGAGGAUCGAGGUGAAGCAGUCGACAAUAGUACGGCCGGCGGAGGAGACGCCGAUGCGGCGGCUGUGGAUCUCGAACGUCGACCUGGUGAUUGUGAACCACCACUCGCGCCUCGUCUACUUCUACCGUCCGACCGGCGCCGCCAACUUCUUCGACGCGCAGGUGAUGAAGGACGCUCUGAGCAGAGCUCUGGUGCCGUUCUAUCCAUUGGCCGGACGGCUAGGUAGGGACGACGACGACCGCAUCGAGAUCGACUGCAACGCCGAGGGCGUCCUGUUCGUCGAGGCCGGUUCCGACGCCUCCAUUGAUGAUUUCGGCGACUUCGCCCCCACUCUGGAGCUCAGUAGCCUCGUUCCGGCGGUUGACUAUUCCAAAGGCAUCUCAUCCUUUCCCCUUCUCGUUUUGCAGGUGACAUAUUUCAAAUGUGGGGGAGCAUCGCUUGGUGUGGGAACGCAACACCGUGUGGUCGAUGGAACUUCCGCCUUUCACUUUAUCAACACAUGGUCCGACAUGGCUCGCGGUCUCGACCUCACAAUCCCACCAUUCAUCGACCGGACCCUCCUUCGCGCGCGCGACCCUCCCCAGCCUGCUUUUGAUCACAUCGAGUACCAGCCGCCUCCCGCCAUGAAAACUUCUCCCCAGCAAUCUGAAUCUGAGCCUGAGACAACAGUUUCCAUUUUCAAAUUGAGCAGGGACCAGCUCAACGCUCUCAAGGCCAAGUCCAAAGAAGAUGGCAGCACGGUCAGCUACAGCUCGUACGAAAUUCUGGCAGGCCAUGUGUGGCGCAGCGUGUGCAAAGGCCGGGGUCUGACAGAUGACCAAGAAACCAAGCUGUACAUCGCAACAAAUGGAAGGGCCAGGCUUAAACAACCCACGCUGCCGGAGGGCUACUUUGGCAACGUGAUUUUUUCGGCCACCCCAAUUGCCUUAGCCGGGGAUCUCCAGGGGAAGCCCACUUGGUACGCGGCCAACAGAAUUCACGACGCAUUGGUGCGGAUGGAUGACGAGUACCUCAACUCAGCUCUCGACUACUUGGAGCUGCAGCCGGACUUGAAGUCUCUGGUUCGAGGAGCCCACACAUACAGGUGCCCCAAUCUGGGGCUAAACAGCUGGGUUAGGCUGCCUAUUCACGACGCAGACUUCGGGUGGGGACGCCCCAUAUUCAUGGGGCCUGGUGGGAUUGCCUACGAAGGGCUGGCAUAUGUAUUGCCAAGCCCAAACAAGGAUGGAAGCCUGUCUGUGGUCAUCUGCCUGCAGACUCAACACAUGAAACGCUUUGAGAAGUUUUUGUAUGACAUAUUGAUGUUUCACUCUUGUAUUUAGUUUUGAUGAUAAAAAAUAAUAUUUGAUUUUAAUUU
This is a messenger RNA of Diospyros lotus (date-plum), 1610 nucleotides long. Its product is annotated as shikimate O-hydroxycinnamoyltransferase-like. The record is from RefSeq and is a predicted model, not a curated record. NCBI's taxonomy places the organism in Eukaryota, Viridiplantae, Streptophyta, Magnoliopsida, Ericales, Ebenaceae. Gene Ontology annotation, molecular function: acyltransferase activity, transferring groups other than amino-acyl groups. The coding region runs from base 253 to 1575 and encodes 440 amino acids. The transcript is spliced from 2 exons.